AUGGACGACUCUCAAGAAGUCAAAGAUGAUAUAGUUCAAAAUGGGUCUGGUUUUAAAAUUCAACGACGUAAAAUUGUUUCACCAACAACCUCAAACAAAUCAACUUCAACUCCACAAAAUCUAAUGAUUCAAGCAAGUAAGAUGAAGAAUUCAAAGAUAAAUGAAAUUAAGAAAAGGAAAAGGGAUUUUUUGAAAAGAAUUAAUUACACUCAUACUUUAACAGUUGUGGUUUUACCAGCUUUAACUUUGAUUUAUAUACUAUAUUCUAAAGAAAGUAUUCUACCUGGGAACGAAAGGACAUUAUACUUCCUUACAUUUUAUUAUAAUUUUACAAUGUUAAUGUUUACGGCAGGAUAUCAUAAAUAUUUUGCUCAUAAUUCAUACAAGAUACGGUAUACUUGGUUAAAAAUUUUAUUAGCAAUUUUUGGAUCUAGUUUAGGUUUAGGUUCGAUACGAUGGUGGGCAGGCUUACAUAGAGCUCAUCAUCAUUUCACAGAUGAUACUGAGAAGGAUCCAUACUCAAUCAAAAGGGGUUUAUUAUUUAGCCAUUAUGGGUGGAUUAUAAAAAGUCCUAAAGUUGUUAAAUUUUACAAUGAAUUUAUAGAGCAAGAAUUUCCUCAAAAUUUUGAUAGUAAAGAGAAUCAAACUAUUGAAAAGGAACAAAGUGAAAUUUUUGGACUAACGGAUGAGUUUGAUCUUGAUGAAGAAGAUAUAGAAGAUAAUUAUAAUGAGAAUUUGAAAAAUUUAUUAAAUUGGCAACAGAGAACUUAUCUAAUAUGGUUUUUCAUUACUACAAUUAUUAUACCUGGUCUAAUAACAAAAUUCAUAUGUCAAGAUACAUUUUUACAUGGUAUAGUAUAUCCUGGGAUUUUCAGAAUGUUUCUUUGUCAACAAUCAAUGCUAAGUACAGAAUCCAUAUGUCACUACAAAAAAAUUCAAGUGACUAUACCGAAUCAACCAUUUAAUGAUAAAAAUUCAUCACAAAAUUGUUCAAAUCCUUUAGUCUCACUCAUAACUUAUGGUCAAUCUCAUCAAAAUUAUCAUCAUGAAUUCCCUCAUGAUUAUAGGUGCAAUAAUAGUAUUUUCACUUAUGAUCCAACAAAAUGGUUUAUUUAUACUUUAUCAAAAAUAGGAUUAGUUUCUGAAUUAUGUAAAACUCCUACCAAUUUAGUAGAGCAUUUAAAAUUACAACAACAACAAGAAAUAUUAAAUAGAUUAAGAAGUCAAUUAAAUUGGGGAACUCCAAUUCUGAAAUUACCUUUAAUUACACCAAAAGAUUUUAAAAAAAUCAUUUCAUCAUCAUCAAAUAAAGAUAGAAUAUAUAUAGUAAUACAAAACAUUAUUCAUGAUAUAACCCCUUUUAUGGAUCAACAUCCAGGUGGAGUUCCUUUAUUAAAAGCAUCACAUGGAAAAGAUGCAACUAAAGCAUUUUAUGGUGGAGUUUAUGGUCAUCUGACAGCAGCUAUAAAUCUUUUAGCAACUAUGAGAAUUGGUAUUUUAGAUAAUGGUAAUGAUGAAGAAGUAUGGAAAAGAGUAGUAAAAGAAGAAGGAGACGUAAGAGAAGUUUCUGAAUCAUCAAGAAAUAAUUCAAGUCGGUAUAAAACUGCUGAAGCUGCUUAA
Messenger RNA from Lodderomyces pseudojiufengensis, 1620 nucleotides. It is a transcript of the gene OLE2, whose product is annotated as Ole2p. The coding region runs from base 1 to 1620 and encodes 539 amino acids. Gene Ontology annotation, biological process: unsaturated fatty acid biosynthetic process. The transcript has a single exon. Gene Ontology annotation, molecular function: stearoyl-CoA 9-desaturase activity; iron ion binding. The record is from RefSeq and is a predicted model, not a curated record. Gene Ontology annotation, cellular component: endoplasmic reticulum membrane. Lineage: Eukaryota; Fungi; Ascomycota; Pichiomycetes; Serinales; Debaryomycetaceae.